CCUUUGUGUCUCCACAAAGGAUCCAUCCAGUGAAUGAACUGAAUCAAGCACAAGCUCUAGAGAUAGUAGCUACGUCUCUUCACUCUGCCGCUUGCUUGAGAGGAAUCCAGGGCUUCCUGACCUCCGCGUACACCAUCCAGGAGCGUCUGCUGUCUAGACAUCAUCUCCGUUAAGCGAUCAUGCAGCUCUGGAAUAACGACCACUAAAAACACGCUUUAUUUAUCUUCUGGUGUUCUUCAUCCUUCUUAGGUUAAAGACGUCUUCUGCCCUGACUGAUUUUUGGGAGUAAAAUCAAGCCGGAGAAGUUGGAAUUUUUUGGGGAAAUUUGUAGCUGCGGAGCGCGACAUCCAUCCCGGGCGCGACACGAGGGAAAGGUUUCUCCACUGCGCGUGCUGUGAAAGUCCGCCAAGACGCCGCGUGCCGUGCUCCGCGUGAAAAAUGCCCAGGCGCGGUUGGCCAAGGCGGCGCCCGAGCCGGCGCCCACCCCGGGGCUCUACAUGGAGCGCUCGCAAAGCCGGAUCAGCCUGUCCGCCUCCUUCGAAGCCCUUGCCAUCUACUUCCCCUGCAUGAACUCUUUCGACGAAGAUGAUGCCGAUGCAGAGGGCCGGAAACUCAGGGGAAACAUCCAGCGCAGCACGGAGACGGGCCUGGCAGUGGAGAUGCCCAGCCGCACGGUGCGUCAGGCGAGCCACGAGUCCAUCGAGGACAGCAUGAACAGCUACGGCUCCGAGGGGAAUCUGAACUACAGUGGCAUGUGUCUGGCGUCGGAUACCCAGUUUAGUGAUUUUCUCGAUGGGAUGGGUCCAGCCCAGUUUGUGGGCCGUCAGACCCUCGCAACAACAUCCAUGGGUGAUGUGGAAAUAGGCCUGAUGGAGAGGAACGGACAGCUAGAGGUGGAAAUUAUCCAGGCCAGAGGUCUCACCCUGAAGCCGGGGUCCAAAGGUCCCCCAGCCGCGUACAUAAAAGUUUAUCUACUUGAAAAUGGUGCCUGUGUUGCCAAAAAGAAGACGAAGUCUGUGAGAAAGUCCCUGGAUCCACUCUACAACCAGGUGCUGGUCUUCACAGAGGCUCCUCAGGGGAAGGUGGUGCAGGUUAUUGUCUGGGGUAACUACGGACGCAUGGAUCGCAAGUGUUUCAUGGGUGUGGCUCGCAUCCUGUUGGAGGAGCUGGAUUUGUCAAGCAUGGUGAUUGGCUGGUACAAGCUUUUCCCCACUUCCUCCAUGGUCGACCCCACGAUGGCCCCUCUGAUCCGACACUCAUCCCAGCUGUCCCUGGAGAGCACAGUGGGGCCCUGUUGUGACCGCUCCUAAUGGCGCUGUGAGCUGGCUUGUCUUUCGUACCCUUAUUUUUCGCACAGCCCUACAGUCCCUGGAUCUCAGAGGGCUGCAAGUCCAACUCCUAUACUUCGACCAUGCAGCCGGGGAAAGGGGUGUGGGCCCCAAUCUUGAUUCAAAGGGUUAUUUUUUUUUCCCCGAAGUGGAACAUUUUAAACAGUGGAACUGAGGAAAUGACUUAAUCCUGAUUGAUUUUCUUGAUCUGAACUGUCCUUUUUUCUCUUGCCCCAAGCCCUCGAGUGCAAUCUCCAGUGUCUCCCUGUCUCAUACCUCACAGCGUCAGUGGAGGAUCUAUCUGCCUGACAGAUUAGCGUCCGUUAGGCUGCCUGCGUGGUCUCAGACUGGAGACCGGGGCAUGUGCAAUAUUGGAGCCGCCGUUGGUGAUAAAUAAAACGAGCAGACAAAAGAAAAAAAAACAAGAGAGAGACUAAAUAUUCAUGUCUUGAAAGCAGAUAAUCACACUAUUAUUGAGAGUAUGCUACUUCAGUCACAGGUCUGGAUGUUGCAGUUGUACCACAUUAUCUGCUGAGAUUCUGUGGAUGUUUCUGUACAGCUGGGCUCACUUGGGAUGUUUAUUAUUAUUAUCAUUAUUAUUAUCAUUAUUAAUUAUUAUUAUUAAUUAUUCUUUAACUGUGCCAAUUUACCAGCAAGUGUCUUUAUUUGGUGCUUUGUGCCACUGGUCAGUGAGUUAAGGUCAAUUCUCGGACAGAUGAAUUGAGAUGGUAGUUUGCAACUAAUAAAUAUUACAGCUAGUUUCACGGCAUGUGUUGAAACAUUUUAGUUCCACUUCGAACCCAGUAGAUCAUUAAAAAUACAUUUAGUAUGGAGAACAAACAGUGUUAAAUGAAACCAAGAUUAAAUGAAGGACAGGCAAUGGAUAGCAGCGUGCAAGUUCCUGUGGGCACUUUAAUUUUUGACUAAAUAUACAUACAUAUAUAUUUAUUAUUCAUAAACACUGAGUGAGCCAAAGUCAAUUUCUGUUGUAUGAAAUUUUACAUCCAGCUUGACAAAUUCAGAAGUGUUAAAGUCUAUUUGCAGAGCUUUGGUAGCGCAGUGAGAUUGUAGCAUUAGCAUUGAGCAUGAGAGACUAUAUAGCUUAAUAAAAAAAUACUAAGAAAGAACUUUUUUUUUUUUUUGCUUGAAUUAAUCAUGAAAAACAUGGGUUAAUGGAGCAAAGAUGUAGCAGCUAAUUUAAAUAAUAAAUUAUAGAUGCAGAACUGUGAUAAAUAUUCACAAGAUAAUGAAAAUGCCUAUUAUAUUUUCUAAAAAAAAAAAACAAAAAAAAAACGCGUACAUAGCAAAAAAAUGUGUAUAAUUGAUUAUGCGAUUUGGAGUAAUAACCAGUUGACUGAAACGAUGGAAACUUCCAGGGUUAUGUUGGACUGACACAGACGUCUGUUUCUUGUGUGAAAACAUACAUUCACCAGUAUUUCCUGUUUGAGUCUGAUCCCAAAAACGAAUUGUUGAAAUAUGUAUUGUCAUUGACAUAGGAAAUGUAAUUUAAGAUUUUUACAUCCUCACUUUACAAUCUGUACGAAUGUCUAGCAACAUAUAUUAUAAGCAUAUUAUGUUCCUGCAUGUGAAUUUAUGAAAUCUGACACGGUCAUAGUUUUGUACUGAGAUAAUUGUACUAUUUAUUACAUAAACUCUAUCAGUCCAGUGUUACCAAAUCAACCUUUUGUAGUAAGACGCAAGAUAACAUUUUCAAAGUACAUUUUGAAAAAUGUGUGUUUUGUUCUAAUGGGAGAUGAAAAUUUUAUAGAACAAAAGAAAAACUCAAACUCAUAGUAUAUUUUAUACUGAACACUUUAUAUUUACACUAAUUUAAAAGCAUCUUUUAGUUGUAUAGUAUAAAUUAAAAACAAAAAAGAUUUUAUUUUGAAGCAAUAAUUAGCACUCCCCUCACAACUUUUCUGGGUUCUAGAACCAAGAAAGAAAUGAUUCAUGGAGAAAUCCGGACGGCAAAGUGUUUGUACAGAGCCUCUUAAAUAAAACGUUAGUCUGGUGAUAAAUGCUAAAAGCAUUUUGGUCAGCAAAUGUGUCACAUUAAAGUGUUUAUUUAUAUACUGGCAAAAUCAUUCUGUAAAGGCCAGCCUACAUCUGUGUUAGAAACAACUUUCAGUCCGUUUUACUGGGAUGCAUCUGCAACAAUACCUGGAGCAUUAGCAUCUUGCAAUCAAUAAAAUUGAAAAAAGUAUAUUAUCAACUGAUACAAUGAAAAUACGAAUUUAUUCAUAGUUUAACUCAGACUUAGAGUAGUUAUUUUAAUAAAUAUUAUUACACAUGUUUGCUUUAAAACAGACAAAAGGAUACUGGCAUAGGAGUGUUAUUACUAAAUCACUGGUUAUUUUUUUCAUAUUAAAAGUACCACAUGAGUCAUAUGUACUGACCAGCACUAAUGUUUGUAUUUUUAAGACCCUUAUCUGCUGGUUAUUACUACUGUUAGACUAAUUUGCUUUAAGGUUGCCAACUCAGACUCAGUCCAGGUAAAAUUUGUCCCUUUGACUGGAAAAUACUUUGGCAAUUCCUAAUGGGUGUUUUGAAAAAGAUUGCUUUAUACCAAUUGAUCAAAAUGUUAGAGACACUCAUCACGCUUAAAAGUUGGUUGUUCUUAAUGACUGAUAAAUCGCAUCCCUAAUAUGUAUGGAUAUAAGUUUGUUUGGGUGUACAUUUGUAUGUGUGUGUGAGCGAUUAGCAUUCAGUGAAAAAUUUUGAUUGUAAUUUUUUAAAGUACUUUUAUGAAACUCUGGAAUAAAAAUGUUGCUACAUAAAAUAUUCUAAAACAGACAAAAAACUGCCUUGCUAAAUACAAAAACAAAAUUAUGGAAUAUGUAAAUAUGUUCUUCUACUGAAAUUCCACCGUAUGCGUCACUAACUAGAGUAAUAUUUAUAAAAUCUAUACUGCUGCCACAUUCCAGGGUUUUUGAAUUUCCAAAUGUUAUAUUUUCCUUGAAAAUAUCCCACAAAAACAUUUACUUUUAUAAUUGAAAUAUUUGCAGGAAAUCUCUUAGUGAAUUAAACUUAGUGUGCUUUUUAACAAAAUACACAGCUCUAUCCUCAAAACUGUCAAAACAUUUUUCUUCAAACUUAUAAACUGAAUUAUUGAGUCAGUUUAGACAAAGUAUGAUUAAAAUUGAUUAAUUCAGCACAAUUGUACAACACAGACUCAUUGUCCAUAAAAACAUAAUGUAUGAAAUUCUAAAUGUUUUCAGUGCCGAUUAAAACUGAAAUUCUGAAUUCCAUUCUCAAAAUAUUUUUAGUAAAUUAAUUUUAUAUUACCAUACCAUGUAAUAUGGGUCUACUAACAAGAUUAAUUCUGAAGUGGUAUGACAGAUAGUUCUGAGUGGUUAUUUAGAAAGCCAAAUUGUAUCUUUUUAAAAUUACCUCAUUGUCAAGAUAACAUAGGAAGAACGACAUGGGGAAGACUGUGUUGAAUAUAACUGUGCUCGAGAAUCAAAUCUCUGAAAACAAUUAAAAUUCUAUUACGGCUCUUAAAUUGGGCUUUAACUUUACCAAUCUAAUAAGCAAACAGAAUAUGUUUAUUUUAUUAACAUAUUUUGUUAUGAUUGAUUUGAGUUUACCUAGAUAUGCAUUUGGUUUUAGUUGGAUGUAACUUUAACUUUUUAUAUUAGCUACUAUUUGUAAUUAAAUUCAAAACAAGCCCAAAAAUACAAAAUCUAACACAUUUCAGUUUGGACUACAAAGCUGUUAGUCCAGACCUUUUUUAUUUUUAUGAAAUAGAAAUCUUGACCUGACGGGUUCCUCAUCUCAUGUCUGGGUCCAAUAGUAUAUUUACAAUAAUUGGAAGACUUUCAAAUGUAUUUCCUGCUAUUUUAAUGAUUUUUAUUUAAUGUUUUAUAUAACAACAAGAGAUACCACAUUACCACCUAUGAAAUCUGUCCUGAAAUUUCUGUCCUGAAGUCUCUGUGUGUUUAUAGGUCAUUUAAGUCUUAAUUAGAGCCUCAUAACAGCCUCAUCGUGUGUUCUUGACUAGAAGGCAGGAUUUAAAAUGAGACCAAAUGACGCAGAGUUAGAAUGAAGUUAAAACUUAAUAGCACUACGUGUUAAUAGCCACGGGGGAUCAAAUAGCAGUCACCCAGCUGCUAAACAAAGGAGGUUGGACUGCCUUUAAAUAUUGUGUCGGUUGUUUUUAUAAUAUAUGUAAUUUUCGUUUACAUACAGACAUUUCAUAUUUUUCAGUUUAUGGCCAAAUUUCUAAACAUGAUUGGCCGUCUUGGGGGGGGGUUCACAAUAAGACUAUCAUUUAACAGGAGAGAUAUUUUUCUUAAAACAAAUCCCACUGAAGGAAUUGCUGUGGCAAAUAGCAGAGAUUACAGUGUAAAUAAGAUGCAUCAUGUUGUCACUAAAAUACUGGCGAAACACAUUAUUUAAAAUCCCUCUUUAUCUUCAUUCUUUUGUUUUCUUAUGUGCAAUGUUUGGUCAUAGUGCUGUUUGUUCUGUCAGGGUUUUAAAGGUUUUGCGACAUAAACAAAUAUGGAAAUAAAAGGGCUUUGUUAGAUAGGAUAACAUACAUUAGUGUGAACAUAUCAUUAACUCCUGCUUAGGCAGGGACUGGCAAAAUGGCAUUUCUGCAACGUUGUCUCUGGGAUGAUUUGAGUCAUUUUAGGGAGAUAUGAUCUGUUUUUGGGCCAGUUUUAUUAAAAAAAAAAAAGAUUUAUUACAUGUAGAUCUGAAUUAAUUAAGAAACUAUAGUAAUGUUGAAUAAUGCACAGUUUGAUGUUGUUAAACUGUUUCGAAUGUUAAUUAAAAAAAAGUUGAAUCCGUGA
Messenger RNA from Brienomyrus brachyistius, 6121 nucleotides. RefSeq names its product regulating synaptic membrane exocytosis 4 (gene rims4). Lineage: Eukaryota; Metazoa; Chordata; Actinopteri; Osteoglossiformes; Mormyridae. The record is from RefSeq and is a predicted model, not a curated record. The transcript is spliced from 6 exons. Gene Ontology annotation, molecular function: transmembrane transporter binding; small GTPase binding. Gene Ontology annotation, biological process: calcium ion-regulated exocytosis of neurotransmitter; positive regulation of synaptic transmission; regulation of synaptic plasticity. Gene Ontology annotation, cellular component: presynaptic membrane; cytoskeleton of presynaptic active zone. Bases 498 to 1310 code for a protein of 270 amino acids.